AUGGGAAAGGAAAAGACCCACAUCAACAUCGUCGUCAUCGGUCACGUCGACUCUGGCAAGUCGACCACCACCGGCCACCUUAUCUACAAGUGCGGUGGCAUUGACAAGCGAACCAUCGAGAAGUUCGAGAAGGAGGCCCAGGAGAUGGGCAAGGGCUCCUUCAAGUACGCCUGGGUGCUCGACAAGCUGAAGGCUGAGCGUGAACGUGGUAUCACCAUUGACAUUGCUCUCUGGAAGUUUGAGACCCCUAAGUACUACGUUACCAUCAUCGAUGCCCCUGGCCACCGCGAUUUCAUCAAGAACAUGAUCACCGGCACCUCCCAGGCUGAUGUCGCCGUGCUGAUCGUCGCCGCCGGUACUGGCGAGUUCGAGGCCGGCAUCUCCAAGAACGGCCAGACCCGAGAGCACGCCCUGCUCGCCUACACCCUCGGUGUCAGGCAGAUGAUCAUCGGUGUCAACAAGAUGGACACCACCGAGCCGCCCUUUAGCCAGGCCCGCUUUGAGGAAAUCCAGAAGGAGGUGUCCGCCUACGUGAAGAAGAUCGGCUACAACCCCGCCACCGUGGCCUUUGUGCCCAUCUCCGGCUGGAACGGCGACAACAUGCUCGAGCCCUCCACCAACAUGCCCUGGUUCAAGGGCUGGACCAUCGAGCGCAAGGGCGCCAAGUUCGAGGGCAAGACGCUGCUGCAGGCCCUCGACGCCCAGGAGCCCCCGUCGCGUCCCACGGACAAGCCGCUGCGCCUGCCCCUCCAGGACGUCUACAAGAUCGGCGGUAUCGGCACCGUGCCCGUCGGCCGAGUGGAGACUGGCGUCAUCAAGCCCGGCAUGGUCGUCACCUUUGCCCCGGUCGGCCUCUCCACUGAGGUGAAGUCGGUGGAGAUGCACCACGAGGCCCUCACUGAGGCCGUGCCCGGCGACAACGUCGGCUUCAACGUGAAGAACGUCUCGGUGAAGGAGCUGCGCCGUGGCUACGUCGCCGGCGACAGCAAGGACAACCCGCCCAAGGGCGCCGAGUCCUUCACCGCCCAGGUGAUCGUGCUGAACCACCCCGGUCAGAUUGCCAACGGCUACACUCCGGUGCUCGAUUGCCACACCGCUCACAUUGCCUGCAAGUUCGCGGAGAUCAAGGAGAAGUGCGACCGUCGAUCGGGCAAGAAGCUGGAGGACAACCCGAAGGCCAUCAAGUCCGGCGACGCCGCCGUCGUCGAGCUGGUGCCCACCAAGCCGCUCUGCGUCGAGUCCUUCACGGACUUCCCCCCGCUCGGCCGCUUCGCCGUCCGCGACAUGAGACAGACCGUCGCCGUGGGCGUCAUCAAGUCCGUGAAGCCGAAGGAGGCCACCGGCAAGGUGACCAAGGCCGCUGAGAAGGCCACCAAGAAGAAAUAA
Messenger RNA from Rhagoletis zephyria (snowberry fruit fly), 1386 nucleotides. The record is from RefSeq and is a predicted model, not a curated record. NCBI's taxonomy places the organism in Eukaryota, Metazoa, Arthropoda, Insecta, Diptera, Tephritidae.